Molecule: messenger RNA, 1794 nt
Organism: Panicum virgatum (switchgrass)
Lineage: Eukaryota; Viridiplantae; Streptophyta; Magnoliopsida; Poales; Poaceae
Product: protein PHLOEM PROTEIN 2-LIKE A10-like
Exons: 1
Coding region: 190-1311 (373 amino acids)
Source: RefSeq, a predicted model, not a curated record
CGACUGGGCACGACUUGGACCCUCCGAUCCAGUCUCCUCUGCUCUUCCUCCUCCCCAGCGCCGGCGCGGGGCGAGGCAGGGAGGGAGGGAGGGAGGGAGCAGAGGGAGCGGGUGAACAGCGCAAUAACCUCGGCUCCGAUCCUCACCUGAGCUCGCGCCGUCGCCUCGCCCUCUCAGUCCCUCACCUCGAUGGACUCGCUGGCCGCCGCCUGCUUCUGCCCCCGCCGGCGCCGCGCCCGCCGGCUACUCCUGGCCGCCACCGCGGCCGCCGCCGGGUACGGCCUGUACCGCCACCACCGCCGCCGUAUCGUCGCCGCCCUCUCCCUCGCCGACGCCGUCUCCCAGGUCGGUUCCGACCUCGCCGAAUUCCUCCGCUCCGACUCCGACCAAGUCCCGCGGAGCCUGCUCCAGCUCUCCAAGCUCGCGGCCUCGGAACCCGUCUCCUCUGCCGCGUCCUCCCUCUCCGAGUCCCUCGCCUCCGGCGUCCUACGCGCCAUCUCCUCUCACCAGCACCAAUUGCGUCAACAGCAGCAGCAGCAGCAAAACCCCCAAACCCCGCUCCGAGAUCGGAUCUUGGACCGCCUCCUCUCCCCCGAAGGUGCCGGGUUCGCCUCCGCUGUCGUCGGAAGCUUCGCCAGGAACCUCGUCCUGUCCUCCUGCAACGCCCGCACCGACUCCUCCGCCGAGCCCGGCGACCGCGAGGAGCCGCGGUGGCUGGCUGCGCUCUGCAGCGCAGCGGGCAAGGAGGCUGCCGCGGACCUCGUCCGAGUCUUCGUCAGCACCGCUGUCGCCGCCUACCUCGACCGCACAGGCACAGCUGCCGUGCGCACCAACGACCAGCUGCUCGCUGGCCUCUCCGACCCAAGGCACGAGGCCAAGGUCAAGGACCUGGCCGUGUCGGUCUGCAAUGGCGCCGUCGAAACCUUCCUCAGGACAUCGCGGCAGCUGGCUGAGGAGGCUUCCAUUGCUCGCAUUGAGGCAGCACAUAUGGAGCGUGUGGCGCACAAUCCAGACAACAACUGCGUGAUCCAGAGGGUGUCAAGCACGCUGGCAGUGCCGAGUAACAGGAGGUUCGUUCUGGACGUCACAGGCAGGGUCACGGCGGAAACUGUCCGUUCGUUCCUUGACUUCCUAGCACAGCGGAUGUCUGAUGGGGCUAGGAAAAGCAUUGUCAUCGCUCGUGAUGAGGUCGCUGAGAGGGGACUAGUUGCUGUCAAGUACCUCGGAGCCAAAUCCAUGGCCAUCUUCACCAUCUCCCUGGCAUUGUGCAUGCACAUUUUGAUGGGAACAAGGUUCCUAUUGCCGGCCUAGCUACCUGGCUGGGUGGCAGCUGGAGUUGCAUUGCAGGUGACUGAUUACCACUUGCCCUGAUUGUAGUUGCAGAGUAAAUUAUGUAGAUUACAAUUGAUUGUAUAUUAGUAGUUGUCCUUGUCUUUCGUGUGUUGGUGAGAAGUAUUAAAGUUUAAGCUUGAAAGUCUUUUGGGUUUGUAGUUGGUGCUUUGUUCUUUAUGAUUGUUUGUUUGGUUGAAGGAGGUAUAUAUGCAGCUAAAAUGACGCUGGCCAAUUAGGCAAUGUCAUUGUGAGGUUAGACAUCUGUAGUGUUGCUUCCUAUUAGCUGUCACUAGCUUGCUGUGUCGGUUGUUUUUGUUGCUAAGCUGUUGAUCAAUGUAAAACAACCAGACACAGGAUCAGGAGCUGGAAUCUCGACUGCUUACACUUGAAAUCCUCUCUUUUGUAUGCUUUGUAUUGAAGGUGAAGAUGAAGUUAAUAGAGAAGUGUGAGUGGAUUUUGUCA